This is a messenger RNA of Paramecium tetraurelia, 636 nucleotides long. RefSeq lists its product as uncharacterized. The transcript is spliced from 2 exons. The record is from RefSeq and is a predicted model, not a curated record. NCBI's taxonomy places the organism in Eukaryota, Ciliophora, Oligohymenophorea, Peniculida, Parameciidae. Gene Ontology annotation, molecular function: protein binding.
AUGGAUCCUUAAUAGACCAAUCAAUAAUAGAAUAAGAAUAAUGCUCAAAAUGAAAAACCAGAAGUUCAAAAAUAGUAAGAGUAAGUGAAAUUAAUUCAAAAAGAAAAAGAGAAAUGCUUAGAAAUAAAAAACAAGGCAGGGACAUUUUUUACCGAAUAAAAAUUCGAAGAAGCUUCAGAUCUCUACAAGGAAGCUAUUGAUUAUUGUCCUUUGGAUGAUCUAUAAAUGCUAUGCAUAUUAAACUCAAAUAUAGCUAUCUGCUAUAUGAAAUAAUCUGAUUAUGAUAUUGCCAUUGAUUAUUGCACAAAAGCACUCACAUUUAACCCUGAAUUUGUUAAGGCUUUAAUAAAUAGAGCAGAAAGUUAUGAGAAAUUAAAUAAACUGGAAGACGCAUUAGAAGAUUAUAAGAAGUUAAAGGUAUUAUAACCAUAGGAUAAUGUGAUAAUAAAAAAGUUCAUUGAUUUAGAUCUUAAAGUUCAAGAAUUGGACGAAAGAAGAAACUUUGAGGCAGUGAAGGGAUUGAAGGGAAUGAAGAAUAUGGGAAAUUCAGUAUUAGGAAAAUUAGGACUAAAUUCAGAAAAUUUUAAAUUAGAAUAGAAUGAAAAUGGAACAUAUAACAUAUCAUAUAAAUCAUGA